Molecule: messenger RNA, 1317 nt
Organism: Clonostachys rhizophaga
Lineage: Eukaryota; Fungi; Ascomycota; Sordariomycetes; Hypocreales; Bionectriaceae
Source: the annotation of a GenBank genome assembly
AUGCUGCCGCCGCCGGUCCGACAAUUCGUCGCCUGCGCCGCCAGGGGCAAUGCCACACUCACCUCUCCCCAACCCAAAGGGCCCCUAGCUGGACUCACAGUGAUAGACAUGUCUAGAGUUCUAGCAGGUCCAUACUGCUCGCAGAUACUCGGGGACUUGGGGUUUGCCGAUGUGAUCAAAAUCGAACAUCCCACUCGCGGCGACGACACAAGAGCAUGGGGGCCCCCGUACGCUUCUUAUACUGAUGGCCGCACCGGGAUUGGUGAGAGUGCGUAUUACUUGUCGGUCAAUCGAAACAAACGAUCCCUAGCUCUGUCUUUCAAGGAAAAGGCUGGAGUCGAUAUCAUUACCAAUCUCGCGAGUAGAGCCGAUGUUCUUGUCGAAAACUAUAUACCAGGCAGCCUGAAAAAGUACGGCCUUGACUACCAGAGCCUGGCGGCGGUCAACUCACAACUGAUUUAUGCCAGCGUCACUGGGUACGGUCAGACGGGGCCGUACAGCGACCGUGCCGGGUACGAUGUAAUGGUUGAGGCUGAGAUGGGCUUGAUGCACAUUACCGGUCCCCGAGAUGGGCCCCCUGUGAAGGUUGGCGUUGCGGUAACCGAUCUUACCGCAGGUCUCUACGCAGCCAACAGUGUCCUCGCGGCCAUUAUAGAACGGAGUAGUUCGGGCAAGGGACAACACCUAGACGUGUGUCUAAGCGAUUGUCAAGUAGCAACACUAUCAAACAUGGCCCAGUCAGUUCUUGUUACGGGGAAGCGUGAUGGUGGCCGAUACGGCACGUCUCAUCCAUCCGUUGUACCAUACCGAGGUUUCCGAACCAGUGACGGCGAUAUCAUGAUUGGGGGAGCGAAUGAUCGUUUAUUCGGUGUUCUCUGCCAGUGCUUGGGUAAGCCAGAGUGGGCGGCAGAUGAGCGUUUCGCAACCAAUUCCUCACGAGUCGCGAACCGUACGGUCCUCGAGAAGUGGAUAGAAGACAUCACAAUGACCAGGCCAACUCAAGCUUGGCUGGACAGGUUUGAAGGCACCGGUCUACCGUAUGCCAAGGUGAAUGACCUAAAAGAUACGUUGGAGCACCCACAAGUGACGGAGCGAGGAAUGGUAAAGGAAAUCGACCACGUCGCUAUUGGAAAGUUGAAGGUUUUGAACAGCCCAGUGAAGUACUCUAGGUCUGGGCCGUCUAUCCGUAGCCCUCCGCCGCUUCUUGGGGAGCAUACCAGGGACGUCCUUCACGAGGUUCUCGGUAUGGAUGCUGCUGUAGUAGACAAACUCAUCGAGGAUGGUGUAGCCAGCGUAAGCUCGCAAGCGAAGAAUUAG